Molecule: messenger RNA, 339 nt
Organism: Acanthoscelides obtectus
Lineage: Eukaryota; Metazoa; Arthropoda; Insecta; Coleoptera; Chrysomelidae
Source: the annotation of a GenBank genome assembly
AUGAACGCAUUAAGUCAGUUUCAUCAACCACCAGGCUUCGUUGUCUAUAACUCUGUGGAUCGAAUACCAACGGAAUUUAAAAGCUUCAAAUCGAUUACAAAACAACUGAAAGAAUACUAUACGACCCAUCCGAAGUUCCGUAUUUUAUCGGCAGGACAGUCUGAGUUAGGGGAAAGUUAUAACGUAGACGCAAAGCCUAUUGGAAUACGAAAAUAUGGAUCUUCAAGUUUCCGCCACAAGCCUGCUGGUAACGCGGGAAUUUUGAAAAAUUAUAUUCCUAGUGAAAUCACUGAACAGGACACCUCAGACUACGACUGGUCUCAAAAUGUGAACAAAUAG